Messenger RNA from Engraulis encrasicolus (European anchovy), 8913 nucleotides. RefSeq names its product disco-interacting protein 2 homolog Bb (gene dip2bb). NCBI's taxonomy places the organism in Eukaryota, Metazoa, Chordata, Actinopteri, Clupeiformes, Engraulidae. The transcript is spliced from 39 exons. Bases 121 to 5001 code for a protein of 1626 amino acids. The record is from RefSeq and is a predicted model, not a curated record.
GUCUGACUGGCUCACGAACUCAGCAUCACUACAAGCUUUUAUUAAGCAUCCUCCGUCUCAUCCGAGGAUCAUUGCUCCCGUCCGUUCUCCUCCCUUUCAGGCGGGCGGUUUUCGGACGUGAUGGCCGAACAUGGAGUGGAUCUUUCCGCCUUGCCCAAAGAGAUUCGAGACCAGCUGGCGGAACUAGACCUAGAGCUAUCCGAGGGUGACAUCACUCAGAAGGGCCAUGAAAAGAAGAGGACAAAGCUCCUCGCGCCAUUCCUGGUGCAGUCUCCGGGAGUCCCUGCUAAGAGUCCUGGGCGCACAGCCUGCUCCACCGCGUCCUCGUCAGGAUCGUCCACACGCCAUCGCCGUCCCCACCAUAGCGGAUACAGAGAUGAGCGCUACAGAUCAGAUGUCCACUCUGAGGCUGUGCAGGCUGCUCUGGCCGUGCAUGAAGAGGAGAAGCUGGCACUGCCCAUGCCCACCAAGCGCCGCUCCACAUACGUGCCCACUCUCACCAAGCCCAAGACACCUCCAGACACCUCGUCCUCGUCAGAGGAGGAUGACGAUGAUGAUGACGACGAGGAGGAAGAUGAGGACAGCGGCGGCCUCCAGUCCCCUGACUCCGCCCCCGAGGGGGCCCCUCAACCUGGCUCCUCCUCCACCUCCUCCUCCUCCGCCUCCUCCACGCUCUCCUCCGACCAGAGCAGCGGGGUGCCGACGCACCAGCACCCGCACCCGCAGACGCAGCCCAUGCACGCCGCGCACUCGCACACGCACUCACACGCGCACGCCGCCCAUCCCUCCCACGCUGCUGCGGGUGCCAGCGCCAGUGUCAGCUCCAGCAGUGGGUUCCCCCCUCCCCCUCCACCCGAGCCAACCCCUCCACCACCCCCGCACUCACAGUCGCAUCCCGUAGCGCUCACCGAGACCAUGGGACACGUACGCAUCGACCUGGGUGCAGUGGGCCAGCGGAUGUCGCGUGUUGACCGGCCGAGCAACACCAUCCGGGGCAUGACUCACGUGCAGGGCCGGGGCACCAUCAUGGAGACCGCCGAUGGUGUGCCGAUCUCCAGUAGGGUCUCCACUAAGAUCCAGCAGCUCCUGAACACCCUGAAGAGGCCCAAGAGGCCUCCGCUCAGCGAGUUCUUCAUGGACGACCAGGAGGAGAUCGUGGAGGUCCCCCAGCCGGAUCCCAGCAUCCCGCGGCCUGAGGGCAGGCAGACCAUCCCGGUCAAGGGAGAGCCGCUGGGCGUGGUCAGCAACUGGCCUCCAUCUCUGCAAGCCGCAUUGGCCCGCUGGGGUGCCACUCAGAGCAAGAGCCCCGCCCUCACCGCGCUCGACAUCAGUGGCAAACCGCUAUACACGCUCACCUACGGGAAACUGUGGACUCGCAGUCUGAAGCUGGCCUACACUCUCCUCCACAAGCUCGGAGCCAAAAACGAACAGCUGCUCAAACCCAAGGACAGGGUGGCGCUGGUGUACCCCAAUAGUGACCCGGGCAUGUUCUGGGUGGCCUUCUACGGCUGCCUGCUGGCGGAGCUCAUACCAGUGCCCAUAGAAGUGCCCCUCUCACGCAAGGAUGCGGGCAGCAGUCAGGUGGGGUUCCUGCUGGGGAACUGUGGCGUGAGUCUGGCACUGACCAGUGAGGUGUGUCUGAAGGGCCUACCCAAGACACCCACAGGGGAGAUACUGCAGUUCAAAGGCUGGCCUCCACUGAAGUGGGUGGUAACUGACCCCAAGUAUCUGACUAAGCCCUCCAAGGACUGGCAGCCUCACAUCCCCACAGCCAACACAGACCCUGCAUACAUAGAGUAUCGAGUCAGUAAGGAGGGGACGGUGAUGGGAGUGGCCAUCUCCAAGGUAGCCAUGCUAACACACUGCCAGGCGCUAACUCAGGCCUGCAGCUACUGCGAGGGGGAGAUACUGGUCAGUGUGCUGGACUUCAAGAAGGACAUGGGAUUAUGGCACGGCGUUCUCACAGCUGUGAUGAACCGUAUCCACACCAUCAGUGUGCCCUACUCCGUGAUGAAGGCCUGCCCUCUGUCUUGGGUCCAGAGAGUCCAUGUUCAUAAAGCGCGGGUGGCGGUGGUGAAAUGUCGCGACCUACAUUGGGCCAUGAUGUCCCAUCGAGAGCAGAGGGAAGUCAGCCUGUCGUCGCUACGCAUGCUCAUCGUUGCUGAUGGAGCCAACCCCUGGUCUGUGUCGUCCUGUGAUGCCUUCCUGAACAUAUUCCAGUCCCACGGCCUCAAACCCGAGGUCAUUUGUCCCUGCGCCUCGUCUGCUGAGGCUAUGACAGUCGCCAUUCGGAGGCCGGGUAUGCCUGGGUCUCCCCUCCCAGCGCGUGCUGUGUUGCCCCUCUCUGGUCUCAGUCACGGUGUCAUCAGGGUCAACACAGAGGACAAGAAGACUGCACUCACCGUACAGGACGUAGGACACGUCAUGCCUGGAGCACUGAUGUGCAUCGUGAAGCCUGAGGGUCCUCCAAUGCUGUGUAAGACGGAUGAGAUCGGAGAGCUGGUGGUGAACUCACGGGCAGGAGGCACCCUCUACUACGGACUACCGGGACUCACCAAAAACACCUUUGAGGUGAUUCCUGUGAAUGCCAGUGGGGCUCCCAUUGGGGAGAUCCCGUUUGUGCGGUCUGGGUUGCUGGGAUUCGUGGGACCGGGCAGUCUGAUCUUCGUGGUGGGGAAGACGGAGGGUCUGUUGAUGGUGAGUGGGCGGCGGCAUAACGCUGAUGACCUCGUGGCCACCACGCUAGCUGUGGAGCCAAUCAAAACGGUCUAUCGCGGACGGAUAGCGGUGUUUGCUGUAAGUGUGUUCUAUGAUGAGAGGAUCGUGAUCAUAGCAGAGCAAAGACCAGAUGCAUCAGAGGAGGACAGCUUCCAGUGGAUGAGUCGAGUGCUUCAGGCCAUAGACAGUAUCCACCAGGUGGGUCUGUACUGCUUGGCACUGGUGCCUGCCAACACGUUGCCCAAGACACCACUAGGGGGCAUCCACUUGUCGGACACGCGCCAGCUGCUCCUGGAGGGGGCGCUGCACCCAUGCAACAUCCUCAUGUGCCCGCACACCUGCGUCACCAACCUGCCCAAACCACGCCAGAAACAACCAGUGGGUGUUGGACCUGCAUCCAUCGUGUUGGGUAACUUGGUUGCCGGGAAACGUAUAGCAUCAGCUGCAGGGAGAGAACUGGGAAUGAUGGAGGACCAGAACAUCGUCAGGAAGAUGUGCAUGUGGCCCACUAUGAUGCAUCAGUUCCUAUCGGAGGCUCUGCAGUGGAGGGCCCAGACUGAUCCGGAUCAUGUGCUCUAUGUGCUGCUCAAUGCCAAGGGUACUGCAGUGUGUACUGCUACGUGUCUGCAGCUUCAUAAGCGAGCUGAGAAGGUUGCGGCUGCCCUCAUAGAGAGGAGUGGCAUCAACACUGGAGAGAACAUCGUGCUGCUCUACCCUCCAGGUAUUGACCUGAUCGCUGCAUUCUACGGCUGCCUGUACGCUGGCUGUGUUCCAGUCACCGUAAGGCCCCCUCACCCCCAGAACCUUCCGGCUACACUCCCCACCGUCAAACUCAUCGUAGAUGUGUGUAAGGCGGCUGGCAUCCUCACCACACAGUUCAUGGUGAAGAUCCUGCGCUCUAAAGAGGCAUCCGCCUCCGUCAACAUCAAGACCUGGCCCAUCAUCAUAGACACAGAUGACCUUCCCCGUAAGCGACCUCCUCAUAUCUACAAGCCACCCUCUCCUGACGUCGUCGCGUACCUCGACUUCAGCGUGUCCACCACGGGCAUGCUCACUGGGGUCAAGAUGUCCCAUACAGCGGUGACGGCUCUAUGUCGUUCCAUUAAGCUGCAGUGUGAGCUCUACUCUUCGCGCCAGGUGGCCAUCUGCCUAGACCCCUACUGCGGCAUGGGCUUCGCCCUGUGGUGCCUCGCCAGUGUGUACUCGGGCCACCAGUCCGUGCUGAUCCCCCCUGCGGAGCUGGAGUUGUCUCUGUCCCUGUGGAUGACGGCGCUGUCCCAGAACCGCAUCAGGGACACCUUCUGCUCCUACAGCGUCAUGGAGCUGUGCACCAAGGGCCUGGGCGGACAGACAGACAGCCUCAAGGCGCGGGGAGUGAACCUGUCGUGCGUGCGUUCGUGUGUGGUGGUGGCGGAGGAGCGUCCGCGGCUGGCCCUGACCCACUCCUUCUCCAAGCUCUUCAAGGAUGUGGGCCUCUCCUCACGGGCCGUCAGCACCACCUUCGGGGCACGGGUCAACCUCGCCAUCUGCCUACAGGGAACAACUGGACCAGAUCCAUCUACAGUUUAUGUGGAUAUGAAAUCCCUAAGACACGACAGGGUUCGGUUGGUGGAGAGGGGAGCGCCCCAAUCUCUCCCACUUAUGGAGUCAGGAAUGAUUCUGCCCGGCGUGAGAGUCGUCAUUGUGAACCCAGAGACUCGAGGCCCACUUGGAGACUCCCACUUAGGAGAGAUCUGGGUGAACAGUCCCCAUUCUGCGGCUGGCUACUACACCAUCUAUGGAGAGGAGAACCUGCAGGCUGAUCACUUUAACGUGCGUCUCAGCUUUGGGGACCCGCACACCCAGUGGGCUCGCACCGGCUACCUGGGCUUCAUCAAGAGGACCGAGCUCACAGACUCCACUGGAGGUCCUCAUGAUGCCCUGUUUGUGGUGGGCUCCCUGGACGAGACUCUGGAGCUGAGGGGCCUUAGGUAUCACCCCAUCGACAUCGAGACCAGCGUGUCACGCGCACACCGCAGCAUCGCAGAGAGUGCGGUGUUCACGUGGACCAACCUGCUGGUGGUGGUGUCGGAGCUGUGCGGGUCGGAGCAAGACGCGCUGGACCUGGUUCCCGUGGUGACGAGCGUGGUGCUGGAGGAGCACCACCUGAUCGUGGGCGUGGUGGUGGUGGUGGACCCCGGUGUCAUCCCCAUCAACUCGCGCGGCGAGAAGCAGCGCAUGCACCUGCGCGACUCCUUCCUAGCCGACCAGCUGGAUCCCAUCUACGUGGCCUACAACAUGUGAGCAGCAUCACCGCAGGAUAGCCAGCUGGCCUCCCAAACAUUGGGGGGCGCUGUUUGGACACGCACACAGACACAGACAUCUACAUCAAGGAGGAAGCUGGGGUGAGGGAAACCUGAGGUCAGCCAAUGCAGUGACAGGACAAUGGAGAAUGGUCCUUCCUUCCCCACACGGUUAUAAAACAAUGAAUAUGCCUCCCACAUCUGCAGGCAGGGGGAAAACAAUCACCCUCCCUCCCGCCGUCACAGUGUAAGAUGUGAAGUGAAACUCCUCAUUCGCAGAGGGGAAUAAAAGAACGUACCGGACAGAAAGAGAAGAGGAGAUCUCACGAAUGACGCACUAUGGCUAACAUAGAGGAGAGUGAGUGGAGGAGGAUUAUGAAAUGGCACAAGAAUCUAGCCUGUGUUUGUUUGUGAGGUCAUCUCUUUCUGGACGAAAAAAAAAAAUAGAUAAGUCCAGUCUGUCCUACUCGUAUAUAACGUAAGAAGUGACAAGACUUGUAAAAGAUGAAGUUUAUUUUUCUCAGAGUAACGAACAAAGAGGAAAUCUGAACGAAAAAAAAGUGUCCUAAGUGAGUGUAAGUGAAAGUGUAUGUUUAAAAUUGUAUUGAUUACUCAUGAAUACAGGAAAUACUCAAUGGUCGUUUAAAGGUCAUGGAACGCUUAACCAGCACACAGGCACAUUCCAACCUUGCCUUGCAGUCUAACUAUGCAUCUCGACAGUGCAACUUUGCAACAUGGGCUGGGAGUACAGCACAGUACAUCUUGCAGCAUUAAUUCAAUACUUAGAGAGAAGCACCAACACUAGUAGUCAGAUGGUGGUACUCUGUCAGACGUCGGUACUCCCCCUUUUUUUAACAAAUGCCCCUCUGACCACAUCAUAAUGACAAUGCACCCCCAUCACCCAAUCAUGUACCACACCAAACAAACCACCCCCCACCCCAACACACACAGAAGAAAGGCAGUUGUAGAGCCCCUGUUAAGGGACACUACUUUAAGUGUUGAAUUAACACUGUGCAGUUGACUGUGUAGGUGCUCCAUGGGUUGGUUUACUCCUUCACAUUCUCCCCCCAAUUCGCAUGUCAGCGUUGUGGGGGCGCAUUUGCCAAAUUAUCACAAUGCCAAUUAGCUUUUUUUAAAAACCAUACAUUAUGUGUGUUUGAAUUUAUAUGCUGUCUGUUGUUUUGUAAACUACGCAGGCAGUUAGUUAGUGAGUCGUCUCUCAGGUUGCUGACUGUGUGGGUAGGUUUUUGCAACGUGUUGAUUUGCUUCGUCAGGUGGGACCUGGGUAUUCCAAAAACCUGGUACUGUAGUGAAGCAGGUUACGUUAACCUUGAGGUAGUGGUAAAUCAUCUAAUAGAAGAGCCUGGCGCCCUUGUUUUCUUAACUAAACGACACAUGUGGGUUAUUUAUUACCAGGUUUACCACUGUAGGUUAAUUCAACCAGCUUUAUCACUUAAGCAUGUUCUUGGAAUACCCCCCUGGGCAUCAGUAGGUGUUUUCUGCCGAGGAUGCAACUGGGAUAGCCUGGUUCUCACCGACGGUGCAUGUGUGUAGCUCCGCUCCACCAGGGGGCUCCAGAGCUACACACACGCGCCGUCGGUGAGAACCAGGCUACAGUCGGGAAAGAUAAUGUGAAUAUAUACAGAAAGGGGAAACGUCUGCAUUGAACAGGCAAUGUUGCUCCCUCUUUUUUUAUUUUUAAUGAUGAUGUUUUGGGCCACUCAACCUUCAGAGAGCAGCAACAUUGGCUGAUGCAGAUUUCUUUCCCAGGGUGACUGAGCAUCAGGAUUUAACCACUCAUUUCGAAUAAUGUGAAGGAAAUAGAUCACUUGCACUCCUCUGCAGGUGUGUUGAGUAAGAACAGAGAUCAAAAUUCAGAAUUAACACACCGCACUGUCCAUUUUGGAAAGCAGUUGUUUUUAUUUAGUUCAAUGUUUGGCCUCAGCGCUUUGUCAGUUAUUUUAUAUUUUUUGUAUUGUUUUGCUUAAAACAACCUGCUGAAAUUCUGAGGACUGAAACAUGAUGUUAAACUAGUUGCAAAAUGGACGUUGUGGGGAUUUUAUUCUGUAUUCCUAAUGCGCAUUAUGCACAGUACCAUACAGCAAUGCUGCAACAGUGACCAUUUUAUAUUCAAAUUGGCUGGCAUGUUAACCAAAGGGGAGGAUUAGGUUUUUAGUUUUGGUAUUUUUUUAAAAACCUUUCCAGUCAUUGCACAGCCUUCGCAGAUCUCACCUCUCUCUGAUGUGAAGGCUAUCGCUAAUGCGCUAAUGUUUACACGCACCUCAGUCUGCCGAGGCACUAGACUGGCCGAACUGAAGCUGAUUCAGGUACUCAUCCGUCCCUGACUCCCCCAUAGAUAUGAACACUAGGGGCACACUCCAUUAACCAAACUCCCGUGCACAACUUGCACUUGUGGACUCGCGCUUCGUUGACGUCCCACCUCCGUGGGGAAAAACAAUUCUCCACUGUCAGCCCUAGGCACAAUUACAUUUGGGGGACAUUUCCCCAUUCAACAUCACGGUUGCAAAUCGUGAGGGAAAUAUGCCCUAAAUUGCACUUGUGCGAGAUAUUGAAUUAAAUUUCUAUCGUCAAUGACAUCACAAGGCCACAAGCACAAGGGAGGACGGGAGUUUAGAUCAUGGAAUGUACCCUGGAUAUUGUGCUGACUAAUUCCUCGUAUUGGAACGAAUGGCUGAUGUCAUAGAUGUUCAUUACUGCCCUAAGAUGGUGGCACCCAGGGUUUGGCCACGCCAAAAGGCUGAAAACAGCAGCUAGUGUUCAUAUCUAUGUGACUCCCCCCCCACCAGAUGCAGAGCUCAUCCCUGCUCUGAGUGGCACGGAUGGGCCAGUUCACUCACAAGCAAGGGCAGGCGACACCCGACACCCGUCCUCAAAGGGGUCCUAAAGCCUCAACUACAGGGAUGCACCGAUCAAGUCCUAGUGUACAGUACAUAGUAGAGCCUGUAGUACACACUGCACUACAGUUUGAGACAUAUUGGACCACUACCAGUCACAAUCUGGACCUCUAUCGGCCAGUAUGAGGUUCAGAUGAGCUUAGAGAAGUCCGUCCUCAAUUGUAACUAUCGUAGGACCUACAUAGUGAACCCCUGUAAUUUGAUUGGCCCCUCAGUAUCUGGUGAUGUCAUCUCAGUGGACCCGUUUCUUCAUUUUGGUUGGCACCAUGGUGGCGUUAUCAUUGUAAAGACCUUUUUGAAAUAUCGUUUCCAUGGUGACCUGUAUCAGCCCCUACCUACCUACCACAUAUGAUCUGCACUUUUGUUUUUCGUGUGAGUCCUUAAUAUUCAGUAGUGAUGCAUUAUUGUAUAUUCAUGUAUAUGUUGUAAUGAAUGUAAUUGAGCUGUAUAUAGAACAAAAAUAUGAAAACCUCUUUUCCUACACUAACAUAAUACAGACACAGAAACAUGCACGUGCAAACACAACGUUCUGCAAGAAAAGAACUUUUUUAAAAAGAGGAAUCGGUGCAUCCCUGCUUCGCAAUGACAGUGUCAGACAUUUUUGUUUUUUUUUUCAUGAAGGAUUUCUACUGUUUGACAAGUCAAAAAGCCAUGUGCUGUUCUAAGCCACACUAUGGACAUUCCAACAGGAACACUAACACCACCUCUUCUGUUUGUACACAUUUAAACGAAUCACUUAUUUUUCUCAUAUUUCUCUCAUAUUUCUCCUAAGCUCAUGUAACUGCUGUUUUUAACAGUAAUGUUAUGCACAAAAUAUUGUUUCAAAAAUAUUAGUUUCAAGCAAUACAUCUUUGUGCAUGGUCAUUGUGAAAUGUACUUAUGUAUUUACACUAGACGUGUAGGACCGGAUAUGUAACUGAGGAGAGCUGAGAGAAAGUGAAAGUGAAAGUGAAGCGACUGAUGAAUAGAAGUGAAUUAAAGGGCGACGUCCAGGGUGA